Parastagonospora nodorum SN15 is the source of this 1641-nucleotide messenger RNA. RefSeq lists its product as hypothetical. The transcript has 2 exons. Gene Ontology annotation, molecular function: protein binding. NCBI's taxonomy places the organism in Eukaryota, Fungi, Ascomycota, Dothideomycetes, Pleosporales, Phaeosphaeriaceae. The record is from RefSeq and is a predicted model, not a curated record. The coding region runs from base 1 to 1641 and encodes 546 amino acids. Gene Ontology annotation, biological process: protein localization to ciliary inversin compartment. Gene Ontology annotation, cellular component: ciliary inversin compartment.
AUGGAUUUCCAAGCAGCUGCAUCAAGCGGAGACGCAAACACUGUGAGAGCUUUGCUCCAAGAUGGAAUUGUGGUUACCCAAAACUGGCAUAUGACUCGACCUCCACUGUGUCUCGCUGCAGGCAACGGGCACAUCGAAGUCGUGCAACUCCUGAUAAACGAGGGAAAAUUUGAUCCUGGCGACGUAGAUGAGCGUGAUCGUACUGCACUGUCUUGGGCGGCGGGCCGAGGACAUAAGAAAGUUGUCAAAUAUCUACUUGCAAGGGAAGAUGCAAAUAAGCAUGCAGCAGAUGAAGAAGGUUGGACCGCUUUAUCAUGGGCAGCGGCAAAUGGAUUCGCAACAGUUGCCAGGAUCUUGAUGGAGGGAGGAGCAGACGUGAACUCUAAGGACAAGUGCGGUCGCACUCCCCUUUCAUGGGCUUCGUCAAAUGGACACAAGGACGUUGUAAAGAUGCUUCUCGCACAGGAUAGGUUGGAUGUUCAGGGCGAUGUCGACAACAAGAAGAGAACACCGUUUCUUCGUGCUGCAGCCAAAGGGAAAAGAGAGCAUGUCGAGAUUAUGAAGAAAAUCCUUGCCAAAGACAAGACAUGCCUGGCUCAUGCAGACGAGAACAAACGCACGCCCCUAUCGUGGGCAGCCGGAGCCGGCCAUGUGAAGGCUACGGAGCUGUUACUCAAGAGAAAAGCCGAGAUUAGAACAGUCGACGACUCUGGCCGCACACCUCUCUCAUGGGCAGCUGAGCAUGGGCACGAAAAGGUGGUAGCUAUGCUGCUGGACGGGGACAAAAGAUCACAACAUUCACGUUCGGCGUCAAACAAUGAUUCAAACACUGAGCCAGAUCCAGGACCUAUCGCGAACAUCAAAGAUAAGACUAACCAGGCGCCAAUAUUGUAUGCUGCAAAGAAUGGGCAUGACAAAGUAGUCAAGCUGCUGAUCUACAGUCGUACACCCUCAACAGAUGAUGCAGACAAUGAUGGCAGAACACCCCUAUCGUGGGCUGCAAGCAAGGGACAUGAUAAUGUGGUCGGCCCGCUACUUCAGUUGAAUCGAUUCAGUGGCGUUGACGUGAAUAAGAAAGACAAUGAGCACGAAACAGCACUAUCGUGGGCAGCAAAAGAGGGACAUAGGAGAGUCGUCUGGAUGCUAUCGGGACACCCGAAAAUAGAGCCCAAUCAUGCAAGAACGCUUGACAAGCGAACAGCUCUUUCCCUGGCUGCAGAUCGGGGGCUGCAUACAAUAGUAAAGGAAUUACUCUCGACAAAGAAUAUCGACAAAGACGCAAAAGAUGCUAAGAACAAAACAGCCUUGAUGUUGGCGUACGAAGGAAAACACAAGAAGACUAUGAAGGUCCUUAUAGAUGGCGGUGUCGAUCUGGAGGUUAGGUUAUCGGAGAAUAUGACGAUACUGAUGCUGGCCGCAAAGGAGGGGAACAACACAUCGGUGCAGCUUUUGAUUGAUCAUGGGGCUGAUAUCUUCGCGGAGAACGCGAAGGACAAAGACCGCACAGCCAUGCGUUAUGCCAUUCUGAACGAACACGAAUCUGUCGAAAACCAAUUGAGAGCCGCAAUGGAAAAGCAAAAGCAAGCAACAGCCAAAGCUCCAGCAGCGCAAGUCGAACAGAUACAGUUCCAGACAGCCUAA